AUGUGGUGCCAGAGGCGCACGCAGGUUGUGCUGGCCCUGUGCCUGCUGCUGGUCCUGUGGCAAUGUUUCCGAGCUCCCACAGAUGGCCUCGGCCCCGUCCUUUGGGCUCCCUCCCACCUUGACGGCCCCAUUGGCUGCUGCACCAUGGGCACCAACAACUCUACAUGGUUCAAUACCCGCUACAACAGGGCCAUAGGGCCUCUGCUGACGGGUGCAGCCCAUGAGCUCUCCUCCGACGUGAUUCAGUGGUGGCUGGGUGGGGGUGCAGGUGGGAGCUCGACCCUGCAGGGUCACCCGAGCGGUGUCCAGCUCCAGGCUAUAAUUCGGCAGCUCUUCACUGUCCUCCCGGCACCAACUAGCGAUGUGUGGGACUCAUCUCGCCACAGGACUUGUGCAGUGGUGGGGAACUCAGGGCGACUGAAGGGGUCUGGCCAUGGGCUGCAAAUCGAUGCUCACGACUGGGUGCUGAGGAUGAACAGAGCAAAGAUCGCUGGCUUUGAGCUGGAUGUUGGCAUGAGAACAACCCAUCACUUCAUGUAUCCGGAGAGUGCAGUGAACCUUGAGCCUGACGUCCACCUUGUCCUCAUCCCCUUCAAGCCAUUGGACCUCCAGUGGGUGGCCAGCGCCUUCUCCACUGGAGAGCUCACGCA
This is a messenger RNA of Balearica regulorum gibbericeps (East African grey crowned-crane), 650 nucleotides long. The record is from RefSeq and is a predicted model, not a curated record. NCBI's taxonomy places the organism in Eukaryota, Metazoa, Chordata, Aves, Gruiformes, Gruidae.